CGUCGAGAUCAAGUCCCGAUUCGAGUAGCUUACGUACGUACACGGAGAGCGAGCAAGACUUCGUUUCCCAAUCGCCCGUCUGCCUGCAGCAAGAAUUUGGAAAUUUGGUGUCGGUUUCCGGUGCGACAAGUGCAGCAAUCUGCUUCCGGUGCAGGCGUGAAUUUGUGCGUGACGUGUCGGAAAAUCCUUGUGGAGUGUGUGGAAAUUUUGAAAUCUUUUUUUUUUCCUUUCCGUCGUCGGAAUCGUGGUGGAGGAGCUCUACUGCUGCUGCUGGUUCUUCGGAGAAGAAGUUGGUGUGUGAGUGUGUGUGUUUGCGUGCGUAGCACCAGGCGCGCGCGAGAUUGUAUAUGUGAGGGGCAGAGUGGGACGGUGAAAAAGGUUAUUUUUUUUUCGAUUUUGAAGAGGUGGCAAGUGACACUAGCAAGUAGCUAUCCGGCCAUAUCGUGAAGAGGAGGAAAAGUUUGAAGGUUUGUUGGUUGAUUGUCUCGGGAAGAACGAAGGAAGAAAACGCAACGAAACCGGAUUUCACUAUCCUGGGAUUGCUCCUGGAAGUUGAGGAUCGUCAAAGGGAAUCGUGUCGUCGUGAUCUAUACAGUUUGGCCGUGAAACAGUGUGAGUGCAUUCCCAUGAGUGGUGAUUAGUUAGUCGGUGAGGCAAAUGUUAUUGGUGAUAAAGCAAUUGAGGUGUUACAACAACCAGCGGUAGCUAUUAGUCUACCCCAUCCAAAACCAAAAGUUCGUAUCGAAAACGCGCGAGUGUGUAACGAACGGCGAAAUCAUAUAAAGUCGUAAUCAGUCAUCAUCAGCACAGUUUGUGGCGUGGAAGAUUGUGGUGCCAUCGUUCUAGGGAGGGAACAUACUCAAUUAAGUAGAUAGCUGCCUAAGCCUGCCAGGAACAGGAAAACAAAGAAGGAGGAAGCGACGAGAGAACACAAAACCAAAAGCCGCGGAAGAUGAAUGCCUCCGACCAUGGGUUCAAUCCAGCAUUUAACAUGGCCACCAUAAGGCAGGCGAUCAAUGAAACGAUAGAACGAGACUUUGGUGCUCUUCUCAAAACAGUUCGCAUCCCGACGCCAACCCGCCUGCGGGACCUCAUCCGACAGAUCCGUGCCGCCCGAACGGCCGCUGAGGAACGGGCGGUCGUGAACCGCGAAUGCGCCUAUAUCCGUAGUACAUUCCGAGAGGAGGACUCCGUGUGGCGAUGUCGGAACAUUGCCAAACUCCUGUACAUUCACAUGCUCGGCUAUCCGGCGCAUUUUGGCCAGCUCGAGUGUCUCAAGCUCACCGCCAGUCCCCGCUUCACAGACAAACGGAUCGGCUACCUCGGAGCGAUGCUACUGCUAGACGAACGACAAGACGUGCAUCUGCUGAUUACCAACUGUUUGAAGAAUGACCUGAACAGUACGACACAGUUCGUGGUAGGUCUGGCGCUUUGUACCCUGGGAGCUAUCGCGUCUCCGGAGAUGGCUCGCGAUCUGGCCGGCGAGGUGGAGAAACUGAUGCGCUCGCCCAAUGCAUACAUUAGGAAAAAAGCGGCGCUUUGUGCAUUUCGAAUCAUCAAGCGGGUACCGGAGCUGAUGGAAAUCUUCCUGCCCGCCACCCGGUCCCUGCUGAACGAGAAGAAUCAUGGUAUCCUGAUUGCCGGCGUAACCCUCAUCACGGAAAUGUGCGAGAAAAGCCAGGACACGUUGAAUCACUUCAAAAAGGAUAGUGGAAAUCAAGAGAUUGUCCCCAAUCUGGUGCGAAUCUUGAAAAAUCUAAUCCUAGCUGGAUACUCGCCGGAACAUGACGUCAGCGGAGUGAGCGAUCCAUUCCUGCAGGUGAAAAUCCUCCGGUUACUGAGAAUACUUGGCCACAACGAUCCGGAUGCUUCCGAGGCGAUGAACGAUAUCCUCGCCCAGGUUGCCACCAACACCGAGACGAGCAAAAACGUCGGCAACACGAUUCUGUACGAGACGGUGCUGUCGAUUAUGGAUAUCAAAUCGGAAGGUGGUCUCCGGGUCUUGGCAGUCAACAUCCUGGGCCGUUUCCUGCUGAACAGCGAUAAAAACAUUCGCUACGUCGCGCUCAACACCCUGCUGCGAACGGUCCACGCCGACAUCAGUGCCGUCCAGCGGCAUCGUAGCACCAUUCUGGAAUGCCUGAAAGAUCCGGACGUUUCGAUACGGCGCCGUGCGAUGGAACUAUCGUUUGCGUUGAUCAAUUCCCAGAACAUCCGGGCCAUGUCCAAGGAGUUGUUGAUUUUUCUGGAGAAGGCGGACGCCGACUUCAAGGCACAGUGCAGCAGUCGGAUGGUGCACGUUGCCGAACGGUACGCCACCUCGAUCCGCUGGCGGCUGGAUACGCUGCUGAGUGUGCUGAUAGCGGCUGGUAAUUACGUGCGGGAUGAUGUCGUAUCGUCCACAAUUCAGCUUAUUCUGAAUAGUCCACCGGAAGAGCAGGCUUACAUCGGACUCAGACUGUGGGAUUCGCUCCACAAUAUCACCAAUUCGUUCGAAGAUAAACAACCCCUGUUACAGGUAGCCGUCUGGACCAUUGGAGAGUACGGAGAUCUAUUGCUGAGUAGCGAGCGUAUUGAAGAUGUUGAAAUUCCUGCAGAGAGUGAACUAGUGGAACUGUAUCAGAAGUUGCUGUGGACUACAUCGGUAUCGACGGCCAGCAAGCAGUAUGCGCUGGUGUCGCUGGCCAAGCUUAGCACGAGGAUCCACUCGAAGGAAGAGGAAACUCGGGCGAAACAGAUCAUCGAGGCAUUCGGUACUCAUCUGCACAUCGACCUGCAGCAGCGAGGUGUGGAGUUUUCGCAGCUCUUCCGUGACUACAGUCAUCUGCGACCGGCGCUAUUGGAAAAGAUGCCAAAAAUUCAGAAAUCACUGUCAAAUGGCACCGACGGUGGUGGUAGCGUCUUUGACGAGCACUCAAAUAGUAUUGAUCUGAUCGAAGGUGACGACAUGGAGAGCAGCGGGUUGAUGUCUCUUUCCAUAGGAGGAGGAGGCGGAGGGGGAAGCCUAAAAGUGGGUUCGGAUACGAACGCCCUUCUGGAUCUAUUGGGUGGAGAAGGGGAUGAACCGGCGGAAGGAAUCGGCCUAGUUCCAUCGACUAACUCCAUCAUUCCAACGACAACAGCAACCAACGGAAAGGCUCCGACGCCCGGCAGUUCCAACAAUCAGGACCUGUUGGAUCUGCUCGGAGGACUGGACAUGCCGAUCAGCACUCCACCGGCUGCGAUUGCUCCUCUUGGCGGUGGCGGUGGAGGUAUUGGCUUGGAUCUUAAUAGUCUGAAUGAUAACAGCAUCAAGGCAGUCACAACGAGCACCAUCAUCAAUGCUGUGGCUACUACUCCUGGAACCACGACGACGGGAGUCACGGGUUCUUCCUCAUUUGGUGGAUUGGAGAAUCUACUGAAUUCGAACUUGACGUCGCCAAACACGGCGGUAACAAUUCCAACGGAGCUGGCUUCACCGACAGCCAUCAUCAAUAGCAGUAGUACCGUCAAUAGCCUUUUUAGCGAUUUUUCGUCGAUUAAUAAUAAUGAGGAGCACUCGAAAACUCUGACAGCCUUAGAUAAGAACGGUCUACUGGUACAGUUGCUGGCAAAGAAUAGCGGUGGAUGUCUGCAGAUCAUGAUGACAGCUGUAAAUAAUUCGUUAACCACGCUAGAACAAUACUUAUUCCAGGCUGCUGUUCCUCGAAGCUUUACGUUACAGAUGCUUUCGCCAUCUGGGUCUACACUGCCGCCCGGUGGAACCAUUACGCAGGAGAUGCGAGUAUCCAGCACUGCUAAGGCCACCCUCCGGAUGCGACUGCGGAUAUCCUACCAGUGCGAUGGUAACCCGAUUCUGGAACAGACCGAGGUGUCCGGUUUCCCCGAGGAGCAAACACCGCUCGAAUGAGGUCCGAAUUGGAACGUAAACAUUACGGUCAAAUUUUAGUUUGCUUCUGCGGCCCGUUCCGCGCGUUCGGAACCACCGUCGGGCAAGUGCGGACACUGAGAAUUUAAGUUUCGGUUAUUUUUCUCUGUCAUGUGAGUUUAUAUAUUUUUAAGUAAUUUAGGGACAAUUUUUAAAUAAUUUCUAAACAAUUGUGACAAACAAACAAAAAUCGUCAGUCCUUCCGAUCUACUCUAACUGGAUGAAAAAAAAAUAAGAAAAAAAGAUUGUUUAUUUGCGGGAAGAAGCAACUCUCAGAAAAGAAAACUAGUUAACUAACCCCUUAAACUGCUAUGAAUUAUAUUCAAAAAUUAUAAAUCUAUAUGAAAAAAAAAAAUGCAAGUAACAGAAAAAAACACUACUAGUGAGAUAGAUAAUAUAUAAUUAAGGAGCAAUUGGUAGCACGAUCGCGUGAGUGUGUGCGUCUAGUGUGUGAUCGGGUCGAGUUGAGAGAAGCUGUAAAUAUUACUACUAAACUGAAAGAGAAGCGAUAUUAUUAUUACCCUAGAAUCGGUUCGUGCACGUAAGAAACCCCAAGUUUUAGGUAAACAGGUGAUUCGAGGAAAAG
This is a messenger RNA of Ochlerotatus camptorhynchus, 4493 nucleotides long. It is a transcript of the gene AP-1gamma, whose product is annotated as adaptor protein complex 1, gamma subunit. The transcript has 17 exons. Bases 953 to 3889 code for a protein of 978 amino acids. The record is from RefSeq and is a predicted model, not a curated record. Gene Ontology annotation, molecular function: clathrin-cargo adaptor activity. Gene Ontology annotation, biological process: Golgi to vacuole transport; intracellular protein transport. Gene Ontology annotation, cellular component: membrane coat; Golgi apparatus; AP-1 adaptor complex. NCBI's taxonomy places the organism in Eukaryota, Metazoa, Arthropoda, Insecta, Diptera, Culicidae.